AUGGCCUCAAUUGCCCGCAUCUACCGAGUCUCGUCUCUCACACGACCACUCCUCCGAGACACUUGUCGAAUAGCUGUCCCACAAAACCACCGACAGUGGCAACGAGUCCGCUGGAGCUCGCAUGCCCCGUCAUCCCCGGCUAUGCUGGCUCGAGGCCAGAAGCCGGUCACGAUCCAAUCCCUCCAGAAGAUGUAUGCUGAGGACCAGCCCAUCACCAUGUUGACGGCACACAAUUUCCCCUCGGCUCUGAUGGCGCAAGAAGCUGGAAUGGAUAUGAUCUUGGUGGGCGACUCUCUUGCAAUGGUGUCCCUCGGCAUGCAAGACACUUCCGAGGUCACCCUCGACGAAAUGAUCGUGUCCGCACGCGCUGUCAGUCGAGCAGUAACUCGGUCCUUCACCGUCGGCGAUCUUCCCAUGGGUUCAUACGAGCUCAGCCCUGAACAAGCACUAGCCAGCGCGAUUCGGAUGGUCAAAGAAGGGCGUAUGCAGAGUGUCAAACUUGAAGGAGGAGCAGAGAUGGCGCCUGCAAUCAAGAAGAUCACGACUGCCGGAAUUCCAUUGUGUGCACACAUCGGCCUUACCCCGCAACGCCAGCAUGCUCUUGGAGGAUUCCGCGUCCAAGGUAAUACACUCGACAAAGCCAUGUCGCUCCUCAAAGAUGCCAAAGCUGUGGAAGAAGCAGGAGCGUUCAUGGUCGUCUUGGAAUGUGUUCCCCCCGAUAUCGCCGAAGAAGUCACCAAGGUCCUAAGAAUACCAACCAUCGGCAUCGGUGCAGGGAACAAGACAAGUGGCCAGGUUCUCGUGCAAAUCGAUAUGCUUGGCGUCCGUCCGCCCGAUAGCUUCAUGCCCAAGUUCGUCAAGAAAUAUGGGUCGAUAUGGGAAGCUGGAUUGGAUGCCAUUAAGCAGUACAAGGAUGAGGUCAGCGACCGAAGCUAUCCGGGUCCUUCGCACGUGUACAAAGGUGAUGCAAAGGUUACAGCGGCGUUCAAGGCGGCCAUUCAAUCUGAUGAGACGCAAAAGGCUUGA
This is a messenger RNA of Cladophialophora psammophila CBS 110553, 1026 nucleotides long. Its product is annotated as 3-methyl-2-oxobutanoate hydroxymethyltransferase. NCBI's taxonomy places the organism in Eukaryota, Fungi, Ascomycota, Eurotiomycetes, Chaetothyriales, Herpotrichiellaceae. The record is from RefSeq and is a predicted model, not a curated record. Gene Ontology annotation, cellular component: mitochondrion. Gene Ontology annotation, molecular function: 3-methyl-2-oxobutanoate hydroxymethyltransferase activity; magnesium ion binding. The transcript has a single exon. Gene Ontology annotation, biological process: pantothenate biosynthetic process. Bases 1 to 1026 code for a protein of 341 amino acids.